Messenger RNA from Epithele typhae, 378 nucleotides. Its product is annotated as ribosomal L32p protein family-domain-containing protein. Gene Ontology annotation, molecular function: structural constituent of ribosome. The record is from RefSeq and is a predicted model, not a curated record. Gene Ontology annotation, biological process: translation. Gene Ontology annotation, cellular component: mitochondrial large ribosomal subunit. The transcript has 2 exons. NCBI's taxonomy places the organism in Eukaryota, Fungi, Basidiomycota, Agaricomycetes, Polyporales, Epitheliaceae. The coding region runs from base 1 to 378 and encodes 125 amino acids.
AUGGCGGCAGCGUUGGCUCUCCAUCAGUCUCGCUCGUGGCUUGCCGUCCCGCGGCUUCCUCUUCCGCGGCUUUCUCUUGCUGCUGCGUUUCUUCCUUCCUUCCUGGCCACACAGAGGCCGUUCACGUGGGCGAUCCCUCCACUGUCCUCCCUCCUCGAGCUCUUUCCCCCGUGGCUGCUCGCCGUCCCCAAAAAGAAGGUCUCGCACUCACGAAAGAACAUGCGGAGUGCGAAUAAGGGCUUGAAGGACAAAGAAAACUUCGUUCAAUGUCCAAGCUGCGGGUCAACUAAACUCGCCCAUCACAUCUGCCCCACAUGUUAUCGCGAUAUCAAUCUGAAGUGGAAGGCUCGGAAAGCCGAGGGCUCAGCAGAGUUGUGA